CCAAAUCCAGAUAUACUCCGUCUCUCUCUUUCUCUGUUGCAAGCCUGACUUCACUUUCUCUCUCCUCUUUCUCUCUCUAAACUGAGAACUAACAACGAUGCAGUCGAUUUCAAGGCGAUUAGGGCACAAAGUUGUCAACUCCGAUGGUUCAAUCGCCUGUCUUAAAUCAAUUUACCCGCUUUCUCAUCACUAUAAUGGAGGUGGUGAUCAAUCACGAUAUGUAUCAACUCUCACUCCAAAAGGUGUGGCCCAUCUUGUUCGCAAGGGUACUGGUGGAAGAUCUUCCGUUAGUGGCAUAGUUGCUACAGUUUUUGGAGCUACUGGUUUCCUUGGUCGUUAUGUUGUGCAACGACUUGCUAAAAUGGGAUCUCAAGUCUUAGUUCCUUUUCGUGGUUCUGAGGAUUCUCAUCGCCAUCUUAAAUUGAUGGGUGAUCUGGGUCAGAUAGUACCGAUGAAGUACAACCCAAGAGAUGAAGCUUCAAUUAAGGCUGUUAUGGCAAAGGCCAAUGUUGUUAUUAAUCUUAUUGGAAGGGAAUAUGAAACAAGAAACUACAGCUUUGAGGAAGUGAACCAUGGCAUGGCGGAGCAGCUUGCAAUGAUUGCCAAAGAACACGGAGGUAUCAUGAGAUAUAUUCAAGUUUCAUGUUUGGGAUCAUCUUCUUCAUCGCCAUCAAGAAUGCUAAGAGCUAAAGCUGCUGCGGAGGAAGCUGUCUUGAGAGAAAUUCCUGAGGCUACAGUCAUGAAACCUGCUGCAAUGAUUGGUACAGAGGAUCGAAUUUUGAACAAGUGGGCACAUUUUGUGAAAAAAUAUUCGUUUCUUCCACUAUUUGGAGAUGGAUCUACCAAACUCCAACCUGUCUAUGUAGUUGAUGUUGCUGCUGCAAUUAUUGCUGCCCUGAAAGAUGAUGGAAGUAGUAUGGGAAAAAUUUAUGAGCUUGGUGGGCCCGAAAUCCUUACUGUGCAUGAAUUGGCAGAGAUUAUGUUCGAUAUGAUCCGUGAAUGGCCUCGUUAUGUCAAGGUUCCUUUCCCCAUUGCAAAGGCGAUUGCAACUCCACGAGAAGUAUUAAUCAACAAGGUUCCUUUUCCAUUACCCACUCCCAACAUAUUCAAUUUGGAUGAGAUCAUUGCACUUACUAUGGAUACAGUUGUUUCAGAAAAUGCUUUAACAUUCCACGAUCUUGGGAUUAUGCCACAUAAGUUGAAGGGAUACCCUGUUGAGUAUCUUAUUUCAUAUCGCAAAGGUGGCCCACAAUUUGGUUCUACAGUAAGUGAAAGGGUAUCCCCAGAUUCUUUUCCAUAAAUAUGUUGGGACUUGGAACUUUCUUUUCCAAAUGUUUCUGGUCCACUACCUGUUUGGAGAGUUUGGAAUGCAUAGGUGAUGCCUGCAUUUUGUUGACAAUGAAAAGACAUAAAAUGCACGAAUCUUGGUUCCCUUGUUCGUUAUGGAAGAAUUUAUAUUCAUUGCAAUAACUGGGAUACUUAUUCAACUGUUUUAUCAGUCUCAUUUGUACCUGUUGUAGGGAUUUUCAGUUUACUAAUAAGUUCCUAGUCUUAGCAUCAGUAGGUUUUCAAAGGGUAACCAACCAGUUUCCAUUGGGACACCCUAGGAAAGAAUAAUACCGAGUUGUAUGAUUGUUGGACAUCAUGGGCAUUUUUGUAAGUAAACCCCAAAAAAUAGAAGAAAAGCAUUUGGAACGAGUGUUUACAGCAGGCUCUUAAGUCCUCGGGUUUAUUUAUUGAACAAGAAAAUGGCCCCAUGUGGCUGUUUCUAUUAUGCUUUUAGCACUAUCGUUUUGUCAAUUCCAUAUAUUGAAGUCUGAAAUAAUGUUCAUGUUAACAA
This is a messenger RNA of Ricinus communis (castor bean), 1840 nucleotides long. Its product is annotated as NADH dehydrogenase [ubiquinone] 1 alpha subcomplex subunit 9, mitochondrial. Gene Ontology annotation, cellular component: mitochondrion. Bases 98 to 1300 code for a protein of 400 amino acids. The record is from RefSeq and is a predicted model, not a curated record. The transcript has 12 exons. NCBI's taxonomy places the organism in Eukaryota, Viridiplantae, Streptophyta, Magnoliopsida, Malpighiales, Euphorbiaceae. Gene Ontology annotation, molecular function: protein-containing complex binding.